UACUCUUGUGUUUAUGUUGACAACAUGGCACCAUGUGUAUUUACAUUUGAAACGAAAUAGCCUAACUUUAAAGUGUAUUUAAUUUAUAUGCCUAAUUGGCGUAUGUUCUGAAGCUUAGUUAUUGCUCUGUUUGUUGACAUUAAAAAUGGAUAGGUACGAUAAGAAAAUGUCUAAACUGACAUCAUAUUCAACUACAUCGGCUGUAAAUUCUAGAGGACGAAUGACCCGUCCAUUCAAUCUUCGCGGGAGGUCAAUGCGUAAUGACAAAGAAUGUGAAGGUUGCACAGUUCUUGGUGUCUCACAAAUGGAUCCAGUAUAUUUUCUUCCUACUGUUCCCAUGAAAAGGGCCAAACCAAUCUGGAUGACAGACCAACCAUCUUUCAUUCUGUCUGAUAAUGGUGUGCUGCCGCCUGAUAAACCCAAACCUUUAGCCCUCUGGUCAUGCCCAGACAAAUAUGAAACAGUAGAUGAUGAUUUUGAAGAAAAGAAACCAAUACGCCAGAGGAGAAGCACAAAACAAGGGCUCCUUGCUUUACAAGAGAGCAGAAAGAGACAAGAAGCUUUUAGAAAAUCUUUGCUUAGCAUUGUUAUGCAAGGUAAAUCAGGAACCACUGAACCGGAUGAUUCUGAAGCUGGUGGUCAGAGAUUGGAAAAAAGGACAUCAUUUGGUCAAAACGAAGUUGAUUUGUUUCGCUAUUUUUACUAUGUACAUAAUGGUGUAGAUGUAAGUGACGUGCAGCCUUUAUCUGAACAAGUUAUUAAGAACAUUAUCGGUCAACUGAGUCCUCAGCUUAAGAAAGGCCAAGCAAAAACAAUAGAUAAACUUUGUAAUGAAAUAAAAGAGGAUUACAUAUUGAACACUAAAAAAUCUAUAUUGGACUUUGUUUUAAAAGACCCAAGAAAGCAGAUGGAGGAUCCCAAAGAGCUGAAUGCAGAGAUGAAGGAACUGAACGUUGUCCCUCAGCCCUGGCACCAGAAUCUAAUCAAUUACAAAGCAAAGCUUCACAAAAACCUUUGCUUUGUCAAUCCUUGCAUCAGACAAUCCAACGAUAUAUGGUACUCAGAAUUCUCUGAUCUGCGCUUUAUCUACACCAAACAGUUUAAAGAAAGACCCGAAGCCAUCAGCUUGUCUGUUUUUAAAGAGCAUUGUAAUGCCAGCAUUGCCUCCUUGAAGGACAAGCUAACCAAAAAUUGGCUGCUGAAGCUACAGGGCAUGUUGAUGAAUGAAAAAAAUAAACGUUUUGCUCCCCCAAUGGAAAAGUAUGAGAAAUUUGACAAGUUUUUUCAGACUCUUAAGACUGCAAUGACAUUGAAUCUGCAGACACUAGUUAUGGACUCACUCAAGGAAUACAUGCAUAUGUUCAAACCCAGAGAGACCAGCACUGAGGUUCUAGAACACUGCGGCUUUGUGGUCAACCUACUACUCACUGAAGAAGGAACUGACAUUGACUUUGAGCCUACCCUGGAAGAUAUGGUGACCGGUUUCCUAGGCAUGUUUGAUGAAAUAAUCAAAGCGUCGCAUUUGAUUCCUCGAUUAGAGCGGAGGAUGUUUCCAGACCUACAGUUGGAGGUAAAAUACUUGCAGCCAGUUAUACCCGAAGAUUUUAUUCAAGAACUCAAAGAACAAGUUUUAGAAGUUCUAAAGACAGAGUUUGUUCCCUUGCAGGAGUUCCUCAACAUUUUUGCUGAUCUGGAGUUUCUUAUUUCCAAUCAGGCCAAGACUGACUUAGAGUCUUAUUUAGCUGAGUCCCACCCAUUUGAUGAAAUGGUGGAGAAAUUCAAUUACUUCCAAAAUAUCACCAAUCACAUUACUUGUGAAAUCCCCAAGGUUGAAACAGUUGGGAUGUUUGAAAUCAACAGUCAUCGAGUGUUAGAAAACCUGGCUGAAAGGACCACAGCCAUCUGUGAUGUUCUAGCUGAGCAGAUGCUGGAUGACCAUUUGGAAAGCAACAAGCAGUAA
Molecule: messenger RNA, 1960 nt
Organism: Physella acuta
Lineage: Eukaryota; Metazoa; Mollusca; Gastropoda; Physidae
Product: dynein axonemal heavy chain 7-like
Biological process (GO): microtubule-based movement
Cellular component (GO): dynein complex
Molecular function (GO): dynein intermediate chain binding; dynein light intermediate chain binding
Source: RefSeq, a predicted model, not a curated record